This is a messenger RNA of Oikopleura dioica, 804 nucleotides long. Lineage: Eukaryota; Metazoa; Chordata; Appendicularia; Copelata; Oikopleuridae. The record is from the annotation of a GenBank genome assembly.
AUGUCUUCGAAAAAGCAAGUUUUCGACGAGGCAGUAAAACUGUACCAAGAACUGUCGCAAGAAUUCAAAGGCAAAAGCGGCCAGCCAAAUCUCGAGCAAUGCGGAAAUAUUCUUUCAAAGCUGAAAAUUCUCCUCACUAAACUCACCUUUCUCCCGGCAGAAGAAACUUCAAACGCUCAAAAGGAAUUAACCCUGGCCCGCGAUGUGAUCGAACUGGGAGCGCUGUACUCCGUCGCAACUCGUGAUAUUCCCGCUUUCAAGAAAUACAUGCAGCAAUUGAAGGCCUACUACUUCGACUACAAAGACAUGCCCAAGUCCUACUUUCGCAGCCAGCUCUUGGGACUCAACCUUCUCUGCCUUUUGGCUCAAAACAACGUAGCUGAGUUCCAUACUGAAAUCGAGCGUCUGACAUAUGAUGAAAUGCAAAAUGAUCUGUACAUCAAGCACCCGAUCAAGAUUGAACAGUAUUUGAUGGAAGGCAACUACAAUAAGCUUUUCCUUGCUAAAUCGAACAUCCCGUCUGAGUCGUACAGCUACUUCAUCGAAAUCCUGUUGAUCACAGUCCGAGAAGAAAUCGCCUCUUGUCUCGAAAAGGCCUACAAAGACAUGUCUACAAACGAAACUCAGAGACUCCUUCAUUUGGCCUCUGAAAAGCAGCUUCAGGAAUUCGCGGGAGAGCGAAACUGGGAUAUGGACGCAAAACUCGUGACGUUCCCACGUGAAGAAGUAAAGGACAGCAUCCCGGCCAAGGACAUGACGAAAAUGAUGCUCGACUACGCCUGCGAGUUGGAAAUGAUCAUCUAA